AUGGACAUUUUGCCAAAGGGGACUUGUCUCUAUGCUGCCUUGCUUAUGGUUCAGUGUUUGCAGGUGCAGUCUGAGCAGAGCUGUGAUCAGAGACAAUUCUUACAUCCUAAUGGCACCUGUGUUGCAUGCCCUGUAUGUGGGCCUGGAGAACAACUCUCAGAGGACUGUGGCUUUGGAGAUGGUGGUGAAGGAGUCUGUAUGCCGUGUGAAGAAGGGAAGUUCAGCUCUGAAACAGGUGUGGCUCUCUGCAGAAGAUGCACCCAGUGCAGUCUGCUGAACCGCCUGGAGAAGACAGCGUGCUCAUCCACCAGUGAUGCCCUGUGUGGGCAAUGCCUCGCAGGGUAUUAUGAACUCAGGAGCAUGACUGGGGAGGUGGAACUGCUCUGUGUGCCUUGUUACAGCCAUGACACAGUCCGUAAAGAGUGUUUGCUUUUGAAAGCUAGAGGCUCUAAAGUAGAGAAUGCCGUCACUGUUCCCAGGGGAAGUUUCAAAGAACCUGAAGAGAAGAGAAUAAAAGAAGAAACAUUGUCAGUUGUCCUGAUUGGUUCAGCAACAGCUUCCUCAAUUUUCCUGGUUGCUCUGCUGCUUUGGAUUUUCCUACUGGCUGCUGAGAGAUUCAAGCAGGUUCCAGAGUAUGGUCCUGGACCUGAGGGACGAUUGUCUGCAGCAGAUCUUCAGCACACACCUUUGUCCAGCCUCACGGACAGAACAGCGAAACAAUCGGAAGCCCCUGCUCCAGCUGAAGAGUCCUCAAGAGGCCUAAACUCACUGAGCCAUGAGAAUGAGGUGAAUCCUACUUCUAUUGUGAUUAAUGUCACCACCAACAUCAAGCCCUCCAGUCAGAAGACAGAGGACACCACACAGGAGGACCAGCCAAGCAGCGGCUAUGCCACAGAAGAGAUGGAACAAAAACUGCAGACAAUAUGGGAGAUGGCUCAAGGUCACAGUAUUGAGAUACUCAACUAUGACACAGUCCAGGACUUGUCCCUGCUGCUUGACUCUACUGACAACAAGAACAUGUUGAGGAGACUGGGACGGUCUUUGGGUGUCCCACCUCAGGUCAUCACUCAUCUCCAAGGCUUCCAGGAACUCUUUCAGUAUCUGCGCACCUCCACCUACACACUGCUGCCCCAGCUGGCCCAGGCUGCUGCACUCUUGCCUAAUCCUGAAGUUGUUGCUAGGAUACACAGAGCUGUGGUGAACAAGUGA
This is a messenger RNA of Toxotes jaculatrix (banded archerfish), 1209 nucleotides long. RefSeq names its product tumor necrosis factor receptor superfamily member EDAR-like. The record is from RefSeq and is a predicted model, not a curated record. The coding region runs from base 1 to 1209 and encodes 402 amino acids. Gene Ontology annotation, biological process: positive regulation of canonical NF-kappaB signal transduction; positive regulation of JNK cascade. The transcript is spliced from 10 exons. NCBI's taxonomy places the organism in Eukaryota, Metazoa, Chordata, Actinopteri, Toxotidae. Gene Ontology annotation, molecular function: protein binding; signaling receptor activity. Gene Ontology annotation, cellular component: plasma membrane.